Messenger RNA from Alosa sapidissima (American shad), 1633 nucleotides. RefSeq names its product solute carrier family 46 member 3. Bases 122 to 1519 code for a protein of 465 amino acids. The record is from RefSeq and is a predicted model, not a curated record. The transcript has 6 exons. Gene Ontology annotation, molecular function: transmembrane transporter activity. Gene Ontology annotation, cellular component: lysosomal membrane. Lineage: Eukaryota; Metazoa; Chordata; Actinopteri; Clupeiformes; Clupeidae. Gene Ontology annotation, biological process: vacuolar transmembrane transport.
UACUGAAGGAUUUCGUAAACAGAGCACUGGAAGCUUCAUUACAGCAUGGACGUCUGUUGGACAGAGGUGACUUUAUUGUAAUGAGGAAUUAAAAGAGAACGGUGAGACAACAUUUGGAAGGAUGAGGAGGCUGUACUUUGUGGAACCCAUUGUUGCCAUUUACGCAUUCGGCAUUUUUUUGGUGUUUCCACUGGUGCAGCAAUAUGUGUAUCGCCGGUUGUGGCAAGAGCUGACAAAUAGCUCCUAUCCUGUGUCGGACAACUCAUCGCGGUGCACUCCCACCAACGGUAGCAAUCACUCGAACCAGCAUGCAGAGGUUCAGCGAGCAGCAUCUCUGUUCUCUCUCUACUCUGAUCUGUUCUCCAGUAUCCCCAGUCUCACCGUGACUCUGGUCCUGGUAUCCUACAGUGACCAGUGCGGGCGCAAAAUCACCAUCGUGCUGCCUCUGGUGGGCUCCCUGGUGUACAUCCUGGCCUUCCUUGCUGUGUCGUUCUUUGAGCUCAACUUGUACUUGCUUAUCGUGGCCUCCUUCGUCAGCUCGCUGUUCGGCGGCGUCGGCACCAUGCUGGGCGGCUGCUUCGCCUACAUCGCCGACAUGUGUGAGGACGGCAAGCAGAAGAUGAUGCGCAUGGCCGGAGUGGACAUGGUGAUCGGGCUGCUCUCUGGCGUGGCCUCCAUCUCCACGGGCUACUUCCUACGGGCAGCGGGCUUCAACUGGCCGUUCUUCACCUCUGCCCUAUUCCAGCUGGCCAACCUGCUCUACGCCAUUUUCAUCCUAGCAGAGAGCCGGGUAGUGGAGAGCCCAGCAGAAGGAGUGAGCUGUGGCAUGGCCAUGCAAAAACUUGUGAAGGGGGUCCAACAGAUAUUUGUGGGAGGCAGUCACAACAGGAACUGUCUACUGGGACUGCUAAUCACUAUUUUCUCUGUGUACACCUUCGCCGACAUGGGUGGUUUGUCUAUGACUACUCUAUACGAACUCAACGAACCACUCUGCUGGAGUGAGAUCCUCAUUGGCUAUGGGUCGGCCCUGUCCACCACAGUCUUCCUCACCAGCUUCGCUGGAGUGUCUCUGCUGUCCCGCUGUCUGCCCGAUGUGGUCAUUGUCCUCAUUGGCAUGCUGUCACUCUGUUCAGGCCUGGUGUUUGUUGCCUUUGCUAAAACCACUCUAAUGAUGUUCUUGGCCAGAAUACCCAUGAUGCUAGCAGUUAUGCCCUUCCCUGUCAUGCGCUCAAUGAUGUCAAAGGUCAUCUCCAAAUCUAACCAAGGAGUACUGUUUGCCUGUGUGGCCUUUCUGGAGAGCUUGAGCACUAAUAUUGGCAUAGCGGUGUUCAGCAGUAUCUAUGCCACUACUGUUGCCUGGUACCCUGGCUUCAAUUUCCUCUUGGCUGCCAGUCUCUGCAUCAUACCCAUGAUGAUGCUGGGCUUGGUGAAUUUGUUUAGAGAAGACGAUUCUGAAGAGACAGAACCUCUUCUCUCAGGUGCUCAGAACAUCUCUUCAGAUGACCUACCUGUAGCUUGAAGGUCAAAGGGAAAUGUGACCUUCAAUCUUCUUCUCAGGUUACAUCUGUGGACUUUUUUAUGGAUUGCACUGCAAUAAACUUUAUGGCAUGGAUCUAAUGCCAUAGUGUCCUUA